AUCAUGAAAAAUUAUGUGAGGCAAAGACAAAGUCAUAAUAUAGGCUGUGUUCAAUAUUGGUUAAUAUACCUAGUAAACAGACUCAAAGGGAGAAAACAACUGAUGUAGAUCAGAAACCGAAGAAGCAAGACAUGAUGCAGAUACCCAAGGAGGAUAAAGAUAACGGAGGAGAAAAACCCUACAGCUACACCCAACAACAAUGUUAUUUAUGUGUUGUGACCCAGAUUCGACUUAAAUGGGUCAGCCAAUGGGAGACAGUGAAAAACUGCUCAUAUGUGUUAAAGGAAUGCCGUGUAGACGAGGAAGGCUACGACUGUAUAUGGAUUAUUCUAAAACUUAUGAGAUAAAUUUAUUUGAAGACGAGUAAUAUAAGUUUUGAGUAUGGCAUCCAACAAUACACCAGAUGAACAUGAUCUACAAAAUGACGUUGAGUUAAAGGACCAUAACUUUGAUUGCAUGGUCAAAGAAGCCACUUCAACUGAUGAUGUAAAAAAUGUUUUGGACUAUUUUAAGAAGCUUCAACAAACAGGAUUCUUACAAGGACUUAAGUUUUUUAGAGAGGGUCGAACCGAUUUAUUUUAUAAUGAACAUGUUCUGGGAAAGGAACACAGUUUAGGCAAGACACGCAAUGCAUCUGUGGAACUUGUUUGUGAUAAAGAAACAAAUCAAGUGAUGGCACUGAAAGUGAUGAUGUUUAAAGAUAUGAAAGCUGAAGAAAUUCUCAGUUUAUACAAAAUGAGAGGAAAACAAGUUACUCCAGAUAUCUAUCAUUUUGAAAUGAACAGGAACCUCCUUUUAAUUACAAUGCAGUACAUUAAAGGAAAAACAAUAAAAGUCGUAGUAGAGAAAACAAAAAGCUUGGGCCCAGAUGAGCGAUUAAAAUUAGCAUGUUUUAUAAUCAGUGGAGUGUUAACAGCUUUUGAGUGUUUGAAAAGUAACGAUAUCCUACAUGGAGAUUUGCAUGCUGAGAAUGUUAUGAUAGAGGCAGAUUCAUUUGGAAUUUUCUUAAUAGAUUUAGGCCAAGCAGUUUUAAUGUCAAAUAGUAAGAACAUAAGAGAAGAAAUUGAAAAUGAUUUGCUUGGUGCUGCCUCUAUGUUUAUUGGUAUGUACACCACGAAGCUGCCCGAAAGCCUGAGCGAUACAAAAGCCACUCUCAAACGUAACUUAGACAGUGAGGCACUCUCUACUAAAGACUUACCUGGUGAUGUGCGUGAACUUUUAACAUUGUUUUAUGAUGCCAUUUAUACCAAAGAUGGAGAUACUUCUAACUUAAAAAAAGCUAUGGAAAAAUGUACAGAUAUAGAGUACUGUAAAAAGAAUUUUUCAAAAUUAUUGUUUGACGAUUUAGUUGAAGUACCAAUCAGUGAUGUAAAAAAGUUUAAUUCCAACUUACGAUUCAAAACAGGCAGAAGAAGAUUAUCAGACUCAGGUGAAUCUGACAGUAAUUGGGGUGAGAUCAAAAAUGUUUAUUCAUUGGCAAAUGGGAAUUUAUACUUCAAUCGACUAGUAGAACAGUUCAACUCGGCAAAAGAAACCCGUGGACUUUUAUUUGCCACACAGAAGCUUUCUGAAAACAGUGUCCAUGUUAGGCCUGAGGACCUCUAUGUUUCUGGUGAUCAAUGUUUAUCACUGGAUUAUCCUGUUGUGGCAAAUCAGUGUCGAUAUAAGGUGGUACAAGUGGCAAAAUUUAAUGGCGAUGAAGUUGGAUUCUUGUUUGAUUACCAAAACAAUCCUGAUUUGGAGAAAUGCCAGAUGAGGGCUAAAGUUCCAAAAUUAAUUCAACUCGUUAGGUGUUCAGACUUAAUUGUUAUAACUACACAACAUCUAAAUGGCAUAAAACUUUUAGAAGUAAAGGAAGCAAUUGCUAAAGAUGGAAACAAUAUAUACGGACUCUUUGCUUGUGUGCUAUUGUUUGAUUUGCUUUGUUUACAUCAAACAUUUGUUAGAAAGGGAUACUUGUAUACUACUAUUAAACAUGAUGCAAUUGUUUUUGAACAAAGAUCUACGUCAUUCUGUAUUAAUGAUUUUGGACCUGUAAGGAAAAUUAUAUGCAAUCAAGAGACAGCUAAAAUCUUUAAAGAUGCUAUUUACAACAUUAUCAAGUUUUGCUUAGGAACAGAAUUUCAAGUAGAUGAAGAGAAAGACAAUUUUUUAAAGACAUUACGUGCCUUAAAGAUGCCUAGACAGUUUAUAAAAUGUGUCAUUAAUCUGUAUGACUCUGUGGAAUAUGACAGCUUACAAACGUCCAUUGAAAACAUUCAGGAUAGUUUAUUUGAUGAUACUCUAAAAGAACAAGAAGCAAGGGAGAAACUAUGCAAUUUUCUAAAUGAAGAAAAUCAGACAUACGAUGAUGUGGAUGUUGCCAAUCCAGACUGUGGGCAACCUUUUGAAGAGACCUUGUCAGUUAAAUUAAAAAAACACCUGAAUAUACCUCCGCAAUCUGGAUCAGCUUAGAAAAUGUGGAGAAUACAGAAUAUUCCGAAAUUUCUUUUAGUUGUUGUUAGAUACCCUGAUUUUUAAUCUUUCUGGUUUACUAGGUUUUAUUUUUGGCGGUUGUUGUUUUAAUAUAAUAAUAAUGUCACACUUUGACAUUGUUGUUAAUCCAAGAUAGUUAAUUUUCGUGAUAAGUAAACAGGAAAUUUAAAAUAUGUAAACUAUUCACUAUUACUGUACAUUAAGUUUUUUACAUGAGUUACGUUGCAGACAACGUAUAUUAUGGAUAUAUUUAUAUAUAUACCUGUAUAUUUAUGUUUAAGACAAUGUGACGGUCACUUCGUGAAUGUGUAGGUUUCUGAUUGAAAUUUGUCACAUAACUGAAGCAUAACAAUGUUGUAUAGAAUAGAGUAGAUUGUAUUAUGGCUAGUGUAUAACCUAUUUUUGUUUGGUUGAAGUGUUACACAAUUGCUUGAAAUAGAUGCCGAUGUUCCACAAGUGACGACACUCGCCUGAAAACUUAACAAACGAUUUACACGCUUGACUGCGUUUGUGGUUGAAAUAAAUCUGUACCCAUUGA
Physella acuta is the source of this 3013-nucleotide messenger RNA. RefSeq lists its product as uncharacterized. The record is from RefSeq and is a predicted model, not a curated record. Lineage: Eukaryota; Metazoa; Mollusca; Gastropoda; Physidae. Gene Ontology annotation, molecular function: protein kinase activity; ATP binding. Gene Ontology annotation, biological process: protein phosphorylation.